AUGCAACACAACAAGGCGACUACCGAUCGAGUGGACUUCAGUAGAAGUCCACAGGCAUUACCGGAGCCUAAUUGUCCUCGGAAAACAAUAAAGACUGGGUAUCCAAAACGAAAUCAUCCUCAUGUAGACGACAAUCAUUCAGUGGGCACUAUUUCAACUUCAUAUUCCAAAGCUCAUUCUGCAACCUUUUCAGCCCCUAAUUUGGACUUCCACAUGUAUUCUCCAUCGGCAACCACUCCAACUAUAUCGCGAGCUCAAAGCCCCACGCGCAUGACCUCUGCACCGCAUCAAGCCAUGGAGCUUGAUCUUGCUGGGAUAGGAGACUGUGUCAAGGCAUUACCCUCAGAUAAGUUCGUAGCAGACUUACCGAUUCUUGUGCGGAAUACCGACUUGUCGGGACGCCAUGUUCCCAGUGAUCGGGAUGAAGCUACCGAACUAUCUUCUCUCACAGCUGAUAUCGAUACUAAGACUGAGGCACCGGUAGGCUUUCAAGAAUCUGACUCGGACUCUGAUAUGGCUCACUCUUAUCUUGAUCUUGAGAAAGCCGCCAGCAUUGCAUUAUCUCGGUGUUUUGGGGUUUGCCUUGACCGGCUUAGUCGUCCCGCUCGAGUAAUUGAGGCGUUCGCUGGGUUCAAAGAACAAUGUGCCGGAAUUCUUGAGGAAGACGAGUCUUUUUCAGCUAUCGACUGGGAUGACGAUGGCUUCUCCUGCUAUGAUGUCGAAGAAGGCGAAAUUAAUUCUGGCAAUUCUGCCUGUGGCGAGACUUCAAACCAAGCUCAACCUAUUGAGACAAGAGCAAAGAAGCGACCAGCCGGAGACCAGGGAGGAGAUGAUGACUUUGACGACGUCGGCAACAGCCCUGGUCGAGGACAGGGCCCUACAAAGCGAGAACGCAACAAGAGGCGAAGGAUCGGGUGUCCAGAAGAAUUCAGCUGUCCCUUUCGAAAACGUAAUCCCAGGAGAUUCAACGUUCGGGACUUUGACGCUUGCGCGAAUUUAUCCUUCCGGGACAUGACAAGUUUGAAGAGACAUGUUAGUCUGCAGCACGGUAAUGGGUCUUGUCAGUAUUGUCAGCAACCGCGAACAGCCGGUGAAGAUCAUCCACCUAACGUUUGCCUUCGCAAUCAGCAGAUGGAGACAUAUCUCCACCGACAAGACCCAGAAGCCGGUGUAAGCAAACGUGUAGAUGAUAUUUUGAAAAGCAGAACUGCUGGCUCCAAAAUCAAAAAGUGGUCUGAGUUGUGGCAUUUAAUUUUUCCAGAGGAUGAAGUGGUGCCAUCCCCUCACUUCGAGCCUUUGAUCGAGCACCACGAUGUAGCAGAUGAAGGAUGCAACGAAUUCGUUGUGGAAACAGCCCAAGACAUUACAGGUUUCUUAAGCAAACAUCUCGAUCUCUCUUGGCAGGGUCAGAUGAGCACUACCACUUUGCAUUCGCUCAAAGAAAUCAUACAUAAAAGGACAAGAACUCUUCUCAAGGGCUCCAAGUAUGCCGUCUAUGACCGUUACGAGUUAACAGAGUGUCAUCAUAUGCCUCUAAACCCAAGCUAUAACCCUAUGCCAAAAGGUCGAUGUGUUGGUUCGGCAGUGCAUGACAUCAAUAGCACCGCAUCGGAUGAUGGUGUGUCGCCAGUUAUUAUAGUCACUCCACAAACUUCUCCGCCAGAAGCAGACGCAAUAUCGAAUAAUAAGCCGACGGGCUUAAAACCUUCUUCUUCAACCAUUACUGGAAGAUUUAUUGCACCUAAGCAAGAACUAGGCUUUUUAUCAAGCAUUCCUCAAGAGGCUUUCCUAGGGCCUCAUGCACUUUUGCAAGAUGGGCCUGCUAGAUCCUAUGAAGGUAACCAGGCUCUCGGAGUCCCUAAUCCGCAUGCUGGGGAUACUUCCAUGAACCAGAGCCAUUGGCCAAGCUUCACAACGCAGGACUGGGACUGUAUUCCGAGAGAGAGCUCUAUAGAUAUGGGUUUCGAAACUGUAAACGCUGAAGACUUUCCUAUGUCAUUCAUAAGCCCAGAUCUAGCUUUUGAAUUUUAG
Molecule: messenger RNA, 2031 nt
Organism: Colletotrichum truncatum
Lineage: Eukaryota; Fungi; Ascomycota; Sordariomycetes; Glomerellales; Glomerellaceae
Source: RefSeq, a predicted model, not a curated record